AAAUAACGCGCACGUUUCAAAAGUGACUUCAACGCUCUCUUGACACCCAUCUUCCCCUGUGAGAUUCUGAAAGCUCUGUUUCUCAGAGAGCCAUCAAGAAAUUAUAAAUUAAAUACUCGUUGCUCGUUGUUGCAUGAGAAUUACGGUUGGGUUUCGAGCUCAUUCAACAAUGGCGAAGGGUAGGUAUGGUCGGUUGCAGAGCAAAAAAUGGUCGACGUUCACGCUCGUCUUGUCGAUGCUAUUCAUGCUAAUAGUGGUGCUGCUGAUGCUUCUGGCUUUUGGAAUCGUUUCCCUUCCGGUUAUCACCGACGAAUCUUCACCUAACGAUCUCAGUUCCUUUAGGCGCAGCACCGUUGAGAGAACCGAUGGAUUCGGGGAGAGAGAAGAUCAGUGGACAGAAGUGAUUUCUUGGGAGCCGAGAGCUUUCAUAUAUCACAAUUUCUUGUCCAAGGAAGAAUGUGACUACUUAAUAAAUCUUGCUAAACCUGAUAUGGUAAAGUCAACUGUUGUCGAUAGCAAGACUGGGAAGAGCAAAGAUAGUAGGGUGCGCACAAGCUCUGGAAUGUUUCUGAAGAGGGGACGUGAUAAAAUAGUUAGCGAUAUUGAGAAGAGAAUAGCAGACUUCACUUUCAUUCCUGUAGAGCAUGGAGAAGGACUUCAGAUUCUCCACUAUGAAGUUGGGCAGAAAUAUGAUGCACAUUUUGAUUACUUCCUUGAUGAGUUCAACACCAAGAAUGGGGGCCAACGGAUUGCCACUCUUCUGAUGUAUCUGUCAGAUGUUGAAGAAGGUGGUGAGACAGUGUUUCCUGCUGCAAAGGGGAGUUUCAAUUCUGUGCGAUGGUGGAAGGAAUUAUCUGAAUGUGGUAAACAGGGACUUUCGGUGAAACCUAAAAUGGGUGAUGCAUUACUUUUCUGGAGCAUGAGGCCUGAUGCUAGUCUAGACCCGUCAAGUUUGCACGGUGGAUGCCCUGUGAUAAGGGGCAACAAGUGGUCAUCUACAAAGUGGAUGCAUAUUGAAGAGUACAAAGUCUAAGGCAUUAUAUUUGGCAGGAUAUGAGGAGAGAGUUGUGUAGAUGCAGGCGGUUUCCCUUUCACUGACAAAUGAAAUGCAGCCAGACGCACUACAGUUAGAAUGGUCUAACCCCGCAUUCUCUUGAUUUGCGGGUCUAACCAGCACUCCGUUUAGGGGAUGUCCUUCCGCAACUGAUAUCAUUGAUAGGAUUUUAUACCUUUGAGAGAACACAGAAAGUUGCCCAAAUAACGAUUUUUUAUUGGGCGGAAAGAUAUAGUCACAAAUUUUUUUGAACCUUUACAAUGUUCUCAUUAUUU
Molecule: messenger RNA, 1329 nt
Organism: Prunus persica (peach)
Lineage: Eukaryota; Viridiplantae; Streptophyta; Magnoliopsida; Rosales; Rosaceae
Product: probable prolyl 4-hydroxylase 3
Exons: 7
Coding region: 134-1033 (299 amino acids)
Biological process (GO): peptidyl-proline hydroxylation to 4-hydroxy-L-proline
Cellular component (GO): endoplasmic reticulum
Molecular function (GO): L-ascorbic acid binding; iron ion binding; procollagen-proline 4-dioxygenase activity
Source: RefSeq, a predicted model, not a curated record